Molecule: messenger RNA, 323 nt
Organism: Hibiscus syriacus
Lineage: Eukaryota; Viridiplantae; Streptophyta; Magnoliopsida; Malvales; Malvaceae
Product: amino acid permease 6-like
Exons: 3
Coding region: 57-323 (88 amino acids)
Cellular component (GO): plasma membrane
Source: RefSeq, a predicted model, not a curated record
CAGUAUGGAAAUCUUAUUGGAAUAACCAUUGGUUACACUAUCACACGUCAAUUAGCAUGGUGGCCGUCAAAAGGUCAAAUUGCUACCACAAACAUGGACACCAUGUGAAAUGCCAGACAUCAAACUACCCAUUCAUGAUAAUCUUCGGUUGCAUUCAGAUCAUUCUCAGCCAAAUCCCAAACUUCCACAAGCUUUCAUGGCUCUCAAUCUUAGCAGCCAUCAUGUCUUUCGCCUACUCUUCCAUUGGCCUUGGACUCUCCAUUGCCAAAGUUGCAGGUGGGGAACAUUGCCUUUGCCUAUGCUUUCUCCACUGUCCUCAUUGA